This is a messenger RNA of Dinoponera quadriceps, 3634 nucleotides long. Its product is annotated as glutamic acid-rich protein-like. The record is from RefSeq and is a predicted model, not a curated record. NCBI's taxonomy places the organism in Eukaryota, Metazoa, Arthropoda, Insecta, Hymenoptera, Formicidae. Bases 405 to 2948 code for a protein of 847 amino acids. Gene Ontology annotation, cellular component: nucleus. The transcript is spliced from 9 exons.
UCUCUGCAAUAUAUGCAUAAAUUAAUUCAUGAGAUCUAUUAUUUUUCAAUAUUCGUCUUCGAUCUUUUCUCCCCCUGGUACUCGAUUGUAUAUAUUUAUUUCAUUCUGCGGGCAAGAAGUGGAGCACACGUAAUAACAGAUAAAAGUAGAUUCAUUAACGAUGCAGUUACAACGACGUUGAGAACGACGAUAGUGAACUGCGUUUCCGUAUACGUAACGUUCGUGUUGUUACCAUUGUCAUGUAUGCGAUAUUGUGAACUUAUAUGCACCGAAGGAAUAUAUCAUCUUGUACAGUGUCUGUCGUGACUCCCCUAAAUAGAAACAAAACGCAUUUCAGGCAUAUAUUAACAUAUUAUUUGCGAUAAUUAAAUCUAAGUUUAUGUUAAACUGACUUUAUUGCAAUCAUGUUUGCCAGUGAUAUUAAUGUUUAUGAGGAAAUGGUGUGCGAUGAGACUCAAAAGUCAAACUUCAUUCAAGAGCAAUCACUACAAUAUCCUAUGUUGUUAAAGCAAGAACGCAUUGCAGAAAGUCUGGUUGUGGGUGAGGAGAUAGUUGUAGGUGGCGAUCAUCUAUUUGGCGAGACUGAUUGUCAGGAAACUGACACAACUAUGUAUUUCAAUCACGAUUUGGAGAAUUGUAACAAAAUAAACAUCAAGUACGAAGAAUCCGGCACUUCGAUACCUCUGACAGAAAGUUCAAUCGUUGACAAGUGGGAUUGUGAAGAUAUCGACAUAUCUUCGUUAAAAGGAAACGAGUAUGAUAACGCCUCCAGUGAACAGGACACCGACGAAGAAACUAUCGCCACUUUUGUCACCGCGACCGGACAGCAACUGGCACUGUAUGCUGUGGAAGACUCAGAGGAGAUAUAUGCCGUGGCUCUUUACGACGAAUCUGGCAAACCUCCGACUAAUUUCCAAUUUCUCAUGAAAGCAGAUGUGGAACGUCUGAUAGGUGAAGGAGCCGUGAGAACGGUGAAGAAACCGACACAAAUGAAGAAACGACUGUUGACUACUCAGUCGUAUCUUCAUAGUGAAGACUUUGAGGAAAUGGUGGAGCAGGCCCAUGUGGACGUGAACAACGGUAUCAUUACUCACGACAUGUCUAUCGAUGACAAGUGUAUAGACGGGUCGGAAAGCUACGAAACGGAAUACGACUACAAAACGACUUCUCAUCAGAACUACAGUGAUUUCGCUACGAUCGCUUCAAACACAUCCAAUGACAUUAUUUAUAACACAGUUGACAAGCAGCCCGAUGUCACCACGUAUCUCUUGAUGAACGAUCGUUCCAACAAUAUUGAAUAUAAAGUGAAACGUGAGGAGCCAUAUUCGAAAAAGCAUGUAUUAUUAACGGAACAAACAGACGAAAUUCAGGACGCUCAAGAGGUCAGGCAGGACGAAGAACUGAUGGAGCGCUCCACCGUACAAUACAUCCUGUUUGAUGAGGAGCAAUCGGACUCCGAGCUGACUUUCGACGAGAUCCAGAGGACGCUGGAGAACCUGAGGAAACCUCGUAGAAAAGGAUCGAGGGACGCGUCUGCGGACAGCAGCGAACGAUCCGACAGCAAGUCACAGGACGAUUACUCGUGCAUCAAACGAGAGGUUCUCUACAAUUCUUCGAUGGAGAUCGAUUCGUCGUUAGAGAUGGACACGAUUCACAACGAGACGCAGUCCUUGUCGUUUACCCCGCGGACACCGUCAGAUAAUGAAUCGGACGAUCGGCAACGUCUGAUUGAUACUCUGACCGACUCCCCCCCGUCGACGGAGAAGGCGCAGCCACGUCUGAAACGAUCGCGCAAGCAGCAGCUGACGUCGAUGAAUCGAGAUGACGGUGAGAUCAUCAUUCAGCCGGCGUCGUUGCUUAGCGAGGAGGAGCUGACUGGCAAGAAACGGGGCAGGCGGCGACGUCCCAGGCCGCCUCAGGUUCGCAUCGAGCACGGGCACGCGUCCAAGAAGAUCAAGAGGAAGAAACGGCAGAAGGUCGUGGAGGUGAUCGACCUGGACGUUGACGAGGAGGAACAGCGGAACGUCGUGAUCGAGAUCACCUUGGACGACAGCAGGGACGACGGGAAAUAUUCCAGCGACAAGGAGAAUGAGAUCAUCAUGGUGAGGGACUCGGACGACGACGAGGACGAAGGGGAGGAGGAGGAGGAGGAGGAGGAACAUUCUGGCGCCCUGACGAAGCUCAGUGGCGCGAUGCAGUGCAAACACUGCUCCAGGGGCUUCCGUCAGCGACGCGCCCUCGACACGCAUCUCAGGGUAUGCGAGAAAUCGCCAGAGAACGCCCGCAAGCUCGACAAGAGAAAAGCGAAGGGCAAACAGGAGCAGGCGGGCAGAAAGCAGUACGCCUGCAAAAUCUGCCAGGAGAAGUUCGACGUGGUGGUCGCCCUGGCGCGUCACGUUCGCGCGGAGCAUUCGCAGAGGAAGAAGCAGAGAUGGGCACCUACCUCGCAAAAGACCCAGGACAAGUCUCUGAGAUCGGUUCAACAGAGGCAGCAAGCGGAACACGAGGAAGAAGACGCCGACAUAGAGGGCGAAGAGGAGGAAGAUAACGAAGGUGAGAAGGAGCGGUCCGAAGGCGACGAUGCGGAGAAGACCGAGCUUCGCAUGCUCGGUAAGGUAAAAGGGAAAGAGAAGGACGACGACGAGACCUGUUCAUGGGAGACGGACAAGUUCAGGUGCGUCGAUUGCGGCCGAUGUUACUCGAGCUCCGCGUUACUGAGUGAGCACAGUCUGCUGCACGGCGCUAAGAAGUCCGAACCGCAACGGCGCAAGUGUCACAUCUGCAAGAAGAUCAUGAAGUCCAGGUUGCUGUUGCUGCGGCACAUCAAGAUGCACAACGCAUCCAGAUGCAGCGCGGGAUCGUCGCAUAUGCUGCGUAGGAGGUUGCGCGCCCGGCCGAGCACGCGCAUCAUGUCCCUCAGGAAGCGGGGCCGGCCGAGGAAGUUCUGAUCGUUGGUGGCCCCGCGGCACGUGUAAUAACAGCGUUAUUCUAAAGCGAAGUCUACAAUGAGAAUUUAAGCUCUGAGCCUUAAGAAAUUGACCAAUUACAGUGUCGAUUAUUCUCCUUACAUUUGACUCCGAUUGGUCGAUUUCUCAAGGCUCAGAGCUUAAAACACCUAUUGUAGACCGGAACUUACGGGACUUGUUCAAGGUGUUCCGCGGAUCGCGUCUCGAGAUCUACUUCUGGCGCGUGCGAGCGUUAAUUAGCUAUUUAUAGGUUAGCGUUAUUGAUGUAAACAGCUGCGAGCUACAUCCUCGGCCGCGUGUCGCUCGUUUCUUGAUGCCGCUCGCUCGAUCGAGCGGAGGAAGUAUCGGUGGUAUCAGAAAAGUCCGGUCGUUCGAUUCAGGACGAUGUUCUGCAUGGAAUAACGCGAGUCGAGUUGAUCGAGAAGAAAGACUGCUCGACGAAAUGGUGCUUGUUGAAAUCGGAGAUGAUGAAAUUUCAACUCCGGCUAUCCCGCCAUUCCUCGGAGUAUCUCACGUCAGGGUCCUGUUCUCAAGUUGAGACGGAUCCCUUACGGGGAAGGCCUCAUCGAGUCGGGAAUUUCGUGAAUCUCCGGUCAGCUUUGCGCGUCCGCGUUGUAAUGUCGCGGCUCACUGUAAAUAAAGCGAUACCAUAAAUUCGUUAUCAGCGA